Molecule: messenger RNA, 2887 nt
Organism: Neltuma alba
Lineage: Eukaryota; Viridiplantae; Streptophyta; Magnoliopsida; Fabales; Fabaceae
Product: receptor-like protein EIX2
Exons: 2
Coding region: 1-2829 (942 amino acids)
Molecular function (GO): protein binding
Source: RefSeq, a predicted model, not a curated record
AUGGAAAGACACACCAUAUUAGGAUUUGUGUUGCUUUUCUUGUUGUUGUUGGGAAUUGCCCAAUUAGGUUUGUGUGGAAUAUGCAUUGAAUCAGAGAAGCAAGCUCUUCUCAAGUUCAAAGCAUCUAUUUAUGAUUAUCCAUAUAAAAACCUUUCCUCCUGGAAUCCCAAAACCAACUGUUGCCAAUGGGAUGGCAUUGCUUGUCACAAUGUUACUGGUCAUAUUCUCAAACUUGAUCUUAGUUACUAUUCCCUACAAGCUACUGGUGUUGAUCCAUCUUUGUUGGAGUUGCAACAUUUGAUUUAUUUGGAUUUGAGUGGAAACAACUUCAAUGCCAUCUCGAUUCCUGCCUUUCUUGGUUCUAUGGGGAGGCUGAGAUAUCUUUCUAUAUCUGAGUCUAAUUUCACAGGGAAGAUUCCUACCAAUCUUGGUAGAAACCUCACAGCAUUGCAGUUUCUUGAUCUCAGUUACAAUGAUUUGCACAUCAAGGACAUGAGUUGGAUCUCUAAAAUUCAGUCUUUGCAACACCUCGAUCUAAGUAGAGUCUACCUUGGAGAAGCUCAUAACUUAUUCCAGGUACUUCACAUGCUUCCUUCUUUGUCACAACUCCAAUUAGAAGAAUGUGGACUUGGCAACUUGUCUGCUCCUCUUUCCCCGUUCAAUUUCACAAAUAAUACUAGAGUUCAGGUCUUGAAUCUGGCUAAAAAUGAAAUUGAUGGCCGAAUCCUUCAUGUGUUUCAAAAUUGGACUUUUGUUGAAUCCCUUGACCUCCAUGUCAACAAUCUUAGUUCAAUGCCAUUAUGGCUAGGAGAGUUUAAGAAUCUGGUUUCUCUUGAUCUUUCAAUUAAUGCACUUUGUGGACCCAUUCCUGUUGCUUUAUCGAACUUGACUUCCCUUGAAUAUCUUGACCUUUCUGCAAACAAUUUUAGUUCAGUUCCAUCUUGGUUGGGAGAGUUAAGGAGCCUUCGCCAUCUAGAUAUCUCUAGGAAUCAAGUCACAGCCACAGUAGAAAUUUCUGUGUCACAACUUUUAAAAAACAUGUGCCAUUUGCAAAUAUUAUAUCUUUACAGCAGCAAUCUUCAAGGACAAGUAUUAGGUGACUCUGAUUUAUCUGGAUGCAUCAAAUAUGAUAUUGAGGAACUGGACUUGAGUCGUAAUGGACUCAAUGGCCAUUUGCCAACUUGGAUAGGGCAUCUUGAAAAGCUAGUGUACCUUGAUCUUUCAAAUAAUUAUAUUUGCGGCAAUAUUCCUCACAGUUUUGGUCAGCUAGUAAAUCUAAGAAGCCUUUAUCUAUCAUCUAAUUCUUUGAGUGGCCUCAUUCCUCAAAAUAUUGGCCAACUUGUAAAUCUAACAUACCUUUCUCUUUUUAAUAAUUCUCUUAGUGAUAAUUCUCUUAUGGGUAACAUUCCUCAAAGUCUUGGUCAACUUUCAAAUCUACUUCACCUUGAUCUUUCAGAUAAUUCUCUUAUGGGCAACAUUCCUCAAAGUCUUAGUCAACUUUCAAAUCUACUUCACCUUGAUCUUUCAGAUAAUUCUCUUAUGGGCAACAUUCCUCAAAGUCUUGGUCAACUUUCAAAUCUAUAUGACCUUGAUCUAUCAAAUAACUCUUUUAGCGGCAAUAUCCCUCAAAGCUUUUGUCACCUUGUAAAUCUAAGUAGCAUUGAUCUUUCUCAUGACAAUUUAUCUGGUGAAAUUCCAAACUGCUGGAGAGAUACAAGUCAAUUGAGGGAAAUAAAGUUUUCAUUCAACAAAUUAUCUGGUACCUUCCCUAUCUCAAUCGGCAAGCUUUCUUCAUUGUUCUGGUUGCAUUUGAACAAUAACUGUCUUGAAGGGAAGCUUCCAUUGAAUUUGGAAAAUAUGACACAAUUGAGAAUUUUAGAUUUGGGUGAGAAUAACAUUUUUGGAAGUGUACCACCAUGGACUAGCAACACUUUUCCUACACUGAUAAUUCUGAGGUUGCGGGAUAAUAUGUUGGAUGGUAACAUUCCUUUACAUCUAUGCCAACUCCAAUCCUUGCAUAUUUUGGACCUUGCAAAUAACAACUUAAGCGGCUCAAUACCCCAUUGCAUUGGCAAUCUUACAGGAAUGACAAUAAAUAGUACACGUAUAUGGAUUUCAACUGAGUGGAACAUUGACGCAGAAGUUCAAUGGCCUAAUCAACAUGUGAAACAAGUUAUGAAAGGAAGAGAGUUUGACAUUAUUGGAAUCCUGCAGCUUGAGAUCAACUUUGAUUUGUCAAAUAACAAUUUGGUUGGAUCAAUUCCUAUUGAGUUAUUCUCCCUUGUCAAAUUAAUAAGCUUGAACCUUUCACACAAUCAUUUGAAAGGAGAGAUUCCGGAGAUUAUUGGGGAUAUGAAAUCCCUUGAAUCCUUUGAUAUCUCUCACAACCAAAUUUUUGGCACAAUUCCAAGGAGCAUAUCCAAGGUAACUACAUUGAACCAUUUGAACAUGUCAUACAAUAACCUUUCAGGGCCAAUUCCGACUGAAAAUCAAUUCUUGACUAUGAAUGAUCCAUCCAUUUAUGUUGGCAACCCUUAUCUUUGCGGAAUCCCACUACCAAACAAGUGUCAAGAUGAUGAUCCUCAUCAAGUUCCUGAAACUAGAGAACAUGAAGAUGAACAUGAUCCAGAAAAAGUGUGGUUUUAUUUUGUUGUAGCAAUUGGGUUUGCUGUUGGCUUUUGGGGUGCUAUUGGGACUUUAGUGCUAAAGAAGAGUUGGAGAUAUGCUUGUUUUCGAAGAGUGGAAGAUGUAGCAGAUGAGAUAUAUGUGUACACUUCAAUAAAAAUGGCAAAGUUGAAGAGGCUGCUAACAACCCAUGUCCAUGGUUGAUCUUUGUAGCCGCGUGUAUCGUUGUUAUCUCCCUUGUUAUUAGUGUUAUGUAAUGUUU